AUGGACAACUCCUCCGGACUUGUUCGAGCUGGACAAUGCAGUACCCCUGUAUCUUUCAUGACCCAGGUAAAUAUGCGGAUAGAAACUUGUUAUUUCUGUUCCUCACCGAUCUAUCCUGGUCACGGUGUUCAGUUUGUUAGAAACGAUGCCACAAUUUUCAAGUUUUGUCGAUCAAAAUGCAACAAGCUGUUCAAGAAGAAGCGUAACCCUAGAAAGCUGCGAUUUACUAAAGCGUCUCGUCGUGCUCGUGGAAAGGAACUUGUGAACGAUGUAACGCAAUUGUUGGAACAAAAAAGAGAUGAACCAGUGAAAUACGAGCGUGAAUUGUUCAAGAACACAGUUGAAGCAGCUAAAACAAUCUCGACCAUCAAACAUAAGAGUAGCAGCUCUAAAGUGACGACGGCGUUUAUCAUCAGGGUACAGCGCAUCAAUGGGUGA
Molecule: messenger RNA, 438 nt
Organism: Cooperia oncophora
Lineage: Eukaryota; Metazoa; Nematoda; Chromadorea; Rhabditida; Trichostrongylidae
Source: the annotation of a GenBank genome assembly